AUGUGCAGACUUGACCGUCACCGGCACCGCACGGCCGCUCAGGCCUAGAAUAACACCACUAAAAGUCAGUAGCAAGGCUCAAGUGUGCUGCCUCUAGGAACCAAAGUAGGCAGGUGUGACUGACUAGGAGCUCAAUCCAGUUGGAGCUGUCCAGGCUUGCACACAGCCGACGCAUAGCAUCGUGAUAGCAAAGUUGCCUAAGCCUUCUGCACUCGAAUGGGUAGCAUCAUUAUUAUGUAGUGAGAAGCUCAAAUCGCAAGUUGGACUAUUUUUUUGAGUGUCCUUACGUUUUGGGUACCACCUAGUUCGGCAAUAUUACCAAGAUUCGAUGCAGGUUGUUUGGGAGAGCCACAUUUCGCUAAAGGGAUUCCCCAAGAUCGGUCGGAACAAAAUGGACUUGCUGCGCUUCUUCCCAGUAGCCACUGCCCUGCUGCUGACGUCACAUGCCUUGUUUGUACAUGCAUCGACCGGUCUCCAGCAGCCCAGUGAGCAGGUAUCUGCACAAGUCGAACGGCAAGCCGGACUCUCAGUGGAGCCGUGGUUCAGGUGCAUCAACAUAACAGGUGCUCUUGUUCCACUGGAAACAUCACCGGGCUGGGGCUGGGAUGCGCUUAGCGAAAAGAAAUUGGGAUUCAUCCCUGAGCGGAGCUGGGAUCUGUGUCAGACUACACCAGAUGGCAAGUACAUUCUGCCGGACGCAAUGCAGGCAAUACCUAUCAAGACCAGUAAAGUCAAGCAGUAUUCCGAUGUGUAUGAGUCCUUCAGCGUUUUCGAGUCUACCACGGCAAGUUCAUCGACGACGGCCAAAUUUCCGAUAAUUGGUGGAACUUACUCCGAUGGCUUCUAUGAAAACAAGAAGAAUCAGGUCGCCCAUAAGUCAGUGACCACACGCUCCGAGGUGCGUCAUGAAUUCUACAAAAUAAAGGUCAAGCCAGAUGCCAAACUCAAUCCGCAGCUCACAAACCGUCUACUUAUCAUAGGUGACAUGAUCCACAGCAACAGAAGCAAGGCGGCCAGACACGAGAUCGAGCUGAUCAUUAGAGACUUCGGAACGCACAUGCUCCGAGAGAUCACAUCCGGUGGCAUUUUCCAGCAGGAAGUUCAGGUUACUCUAGAUUAUGCGAAAAAUUCGGAAGCCACUCCUGCCAAUAUCCGAGCUGCAGCUUCCUCCACAUUCUUCAGCAAGGUCGGAGUGCAGUUCAACUAUUUCGUCAACGCAAGGGCGAAAUCACAGUUUCUCAAUAACGUCACCCAGUCCUCAACCAGGACAUUCGGUGGCAAGCCAUAUGUGCCACAGAUGAACGUAUCGGAAUGGGAAGAGGAUUUGUCGAGCUCUCUAGCAGCCAUCAAGAGCCGACCAGAACCGAUCGAGUAUAUUAUCACGCCGCACACCGUACCAGAGCUACCGGCGCCCACUGUGAGACAGAUAUCUAAUGAAUUGGCCGAAGCUUCAGCGAAGUAUAUCGAUAUAAACACACACCAAGGAUGCACAGACGUCAAUGCAGCAAACUUUGACUUCAACGCAAACUUUGCAGAUGAGACCCUGUGUCGUCCCAUUCCCCACAAUUACACGUUCGGUGGCAUUUACCAGACGUGCACGGUGAAGAACGGGCAGGGCAAAACGGAUUUCUGCAAGCCUUUCCUGCAGAAGAACCCAAGCACUGGUGAUUUCAGCUGCCCACAAACAUAUGAGCCGGUGCUUCUGCACGAAGGAUUCAAAACAACAAAUUGGGACGAAAGGAGUUGCGGCGAUUUCAAAAGAAUAUGCUUUUGGGCAAAAUUUGUCCCUUACACUUGCUAUAAGUGGGAUUGUCAAACAAUAUUUUACGCCUCUUCAGCUGUGUACAAGACGUACUGGUGUGUAAACGUCAACAAAGUAGCGGCCCGGUCCGGCUACCUCUUUGGAGGCCUCUACACGGAGCAAACGCCUAACCCAGUAACCGAACAGUGGAAUUGUCCCAAGUAUUUUUAUGCAUUGACAUUUGGCAACGGAUGGAAGAUUUGCAUCAGCAACAACUACGACAAGGCGCCCGAAAAUGCGCGUCCGCUCGGAGGCUUCUACAGCUGCUCAAUGGGAAAUCCCCUUCCCUUGCUUCUAGGUGCGCCCACUGCCCCCUCGCUUCUGUCCGAGGUUGGCUUCGAUGCCAUAACUGGACCUGACAGUUGGCCAAAGCGCUGCCCAGUUGGGUACUCUGCCCGAUUGGUCGGCAUCGAUGAUGGCUGCUGGAUCGAGUACUGCACGAAGGACAAACCAAGCUUCAUACCGACCCGGCCUCGACUGAUCAGACCUCCGUAUGGCAGGCCCUAUCCACCGCCGGGCAAUCAAACGAUUGACGUGACGGAGAUAAACGGACCAGGAGGACCGUUGUGGAGCAAGAAUCUUAUGACGGGCGUUUGGAGCAAGGUACAUCGUAACCAAGCGACAGACAACGGCCAAUUGCAGGACAGUUUUCUUGACAGCACGUCUGACUCCAGCAGCACCCUGCUUUACACUCUCGUGCCAGCAGGCGUAGUUUUCUCUGUCCUCGGCGUCGCUCUACUGGCCGCACGCCGCAAGAUCGGACGGCUUGAAACGGAGAAGGCCUUGUCUAAACGCCCACGCUCACAUAAUCCCGACGUCCUCUUCUCCGCCUCGCCUGGUCCAGAAAAUGAUGUCACCAGGGAUCCGGGCCUGAAAAAGCUGGCGGAAUCGUUCCCAGCCACCUCCACACCGCCGCCUCAAGUCAAGCAAAUGCAGCCUGAAGCCACUAACAUCUACGAGUAGAUCCUCUUCAAGCACAUUUUUUGUGGAUGUAUUAUGCAUUCUAAAUUCGUACGAAAAUGUCUAUUUUCUCAAUAUCUCCAUUCGAGCAAACCUAAUAAAUCCGUUGUGCAUUGCUGCAGACCAUACCAGUGGUAUUCUAUUCAUAUUGGAGAUUGUAUCUUCUUUAAACGCAAGGUAGUCACAGUACAUGUAUACACCGUUGUCACUGACAACAGGGCUGUGUUAGUAUUCGCCCUGCAAAACUGUCCCCAGGCAAUGUGUUUCAAUCUUAACAUAGAUGUAGCAUCCAUCGAUCUAUUCUCCUGCCUUGCCAGCAUAAUUCUAUACAUGACUUUGCACUCUGCCACCCCUGCGCAUUAGCGAUAUUGUUUUCUUUCGCUAUAUUGGUGAUAUUGUUUUCUUUUGCUUUCAAUCUCAUGAUUGGUAUAGCUAUGAUUGAUCUUCUCUCA
Messenger RNA from Sycon ciliatum, 3213 nucleotides. RefSeq names its product macrophage-expressed gene 1 protein-like. Lineage: Eukaryota; Metazoa; Porifera; Calcarea; Leucosolenida; Sycettidae. The transcript has 15 exons. The record is from RefSeq and is a predicted model, not a curated record. Bases 329 to 2764 code for a protein of 811 amino acids.